This is a messenger RNA of Physella acuta, 4571 nucleotides long. Its product is annotated as unconventional myosin-XIX. The record is from RefSeq and is a predicted model, not a curated record. Gene Ontology annotation, biological process: actin filament organization. Gene Ontology annotation, molecular function: microfilament motor activity; actin filament binding; ATP binding. NCBI's taxonomy places the organism in Eukaryota, Metazoa, Mollusca, Gastropoda, Physidae. Gene Ontology annotation, cellular component: cytoplasm; actin cytoskeleton; membrane.
UUGUAUCAACUGCCGCACAUUAAAGUUUAAGGUGAAGGGGGUUCGAAUGACGGGUUUUUCAUCUAAUAGUUACACUUCGUUGUGUAUUUUGUGAGAAUUACCAGGAUUGUGUUUUCUCUAGUCUUAUGUCUGUUUACAUUCUUCAUACUGUAAAACCCCUCCUAAUUUGACUGGAUGUAUGAUUCUGCAGGGGUAUUACAAUUUCGUUUUUAAAGAUAAACUAUAACACCAGGAGAGGUGGGGGUGACUGUGUGACUGAGAGGAAAGCUAUGGCAGCGCUGCCUGCUGGGGUCAUUGACCUGAAGACAGAAAGAAAGCUAACACAGGGCCAGCCAGUGUAUGUGAGAAGUGUGAAGCAAGCCUGGAUUCCUGCUGUUGUUGUAGACCACACUGAGAAAAACUUGACUGUCACAGUCCAGUACGAUGACUACACUGUUGAGACCAAAAAGACACAAGAUGUUGUCCUUAGAUCUGAAGAAAUGGAUUUCCUCACCUGUUUGAGUUUGACUGACCUUAACCCCAUCAAUGAAGCUACAGUGUUAGACUGCCUUGAAGAACGCUACACCCAUGAUAUCUACUACACAUCAGCUGGCACCACCAUUGUUGCUGUCAACCCUUUCAAAGACGUCCCACAGCUCUACCACAUACAUACAAUAUAUGAUUAUCACAACUCUCAUCAGACCAAAGAUCCACAUAUCUACAUCAUAGCAGAGAAAGCUUACACACAAAUGGUCAGAGAGCAGGGCAAAGUCAACCAGAGUAUCAUUGUCAGUGGAGAGAGUGGGGCUGGGAAGACUGUAUCUGCCAAACAUUUGCUGCGGUACCUAACAAUAAUCUCAAGCCCUGAAAAUGAAAUAAACUUAGAGCGCUCUAUACCUGGCAGUGUGAUUGAACAGCAAGUCCUAGACUCAAACCCCAUCCUAGAGGCUUUUGGCAAUGCAGCAACACCAAGAAAUGGAAAUAGUUCAAGAUUUGGAAAGUUUAUACAGCUGCAGUUCCACCGGAAUGGCCAUAUUGUGGGAGGACUUAUACAGACUUACCUCCUGGAGAAGACUCGUGUGGUGCAUCAAGGGUCAGCUGAGAACAAUUUUCACAUAUUUUAUCAGCUGUUGAGUCUAAAAAACCUUCAGGCAAUACCCCAAUGGUUGGAAGAGGUCAGGUCAGAGGUCAUGAACUCUGGAUUGAAUUGUAUCAUAGCACAACAAGCUGAUUCGCUGACAAUAUUACAAACAGUGGAUGCAAUGACAAACAUAGGUGUGUUACCUAACAAUCAAGUCUCAAUGUUUAAGAUUCUUUUAGCCAUACUACACUUGUCUAACCUGAGGUUUAAAUCUGCCAGAGAUGGAGAGGCCAGCUCCUUGUCUGAUGAUGAAGCAUUCAACAAAGCAUAUAUUGUGAGCCAGACUUGUAAAGAUGAAUGUGCUCGCCUGCUUGGCAUCUCCUCCUUAGACCUGCACCAGGCUCUGCUGAACCGCAACAUCUCCAGUGGACCAAGAUCUCGUCUCUCUGUCGUGGUCAAGCCAGUCACAGUGUCUGAGGCCCAGAGUCGUAGAGACAGUUUGUCUAUGCUGUUGUAUGCCAGAUUGUUUGACUGGCUUGUAUGUUUUAUAAACCAUCAGAUCAAGUCUUCAAGUUUUCACCAUGUUAUCAAUCUGUUGGACAUCUAUGGGUUUGAGACAUUUGAACUCAACAGCCUGGAACAGCUGUGUAUCAACUAUGCUAAUGAGAGGCUACAACAGCAUUACAUUGUCCAUUUUCUACGUGAUCUGCAGGCUGAGUAUGAGGCUGAGAACAUUCCCUGGACAAGUGUGGCCUACAAAGACAACAAGGUUUGUGUGGAGACACUGGAUGGUCCUACAGGAGUCUUUGGUGUACUCAAUGAGGAGGUUGUGUUAAACCGGCCGUCUGAUGACUGCUCACUGUGUGGGAGGAUCAUCAAAGCUGGCAGUUCUCAUGGUGUUGUCUGGAAACCUGGUGCGGGAACUUAUGAGACAAAGUUUUUGGUGCGCCACUAUGCAGGGGACGUUCUUUACACUGUGCAAGAUGCUGUGAAAAAAAAUAAGGACAACAUCCCAGCUGAAUUGAUUUUACUGAUGGAAACAAGCAGCAACAGUUUCAUAUUAAAUCUUUUCUCUGAGGACCAGUUCUCUCAUACAGAGCAAUCUCUUACACCAACCAAAACAAAGAAGAAGAUUUCUGUCCUCACCAAAUUCAAGAGUUCCCUGGACAGUCUGAUGACCAGUCUCAACAGUUCGAACGCUCACUUUAUCCGCUGCAUCAAGCCCAACACAAGCAACAAGGCUGACCAUUUUGACCGGCCGUAUGCCCUGCAGCAGCUGCGAGCUUGUGGGACUCUGGAGACUGUGGACAUUUGUCACCUCGGUUACCCUGCAAGGAUGACGUACCAGGACUUUGUCCAGCGCUAUGGGUUCCUGGUCAAGUUGGCUGGCUCUGUGCCUGGCCUGUACAGACAACACUGUGACAGGAAUUUCUCCAACCAAGCUGAGGGGGAGGACAAGGAAAACAUAGACACCUUAUCAGACAAGGUGGAUGCAAAGUUUGUCCAUGUGGAACACCUGCACCACACACCACGCAAGAGACUAAGAAGAUCUGGCACAUACACAGAGCAUCCCCACAGAAUGUGUGCACUUGUCUUAAUGUCUGUCUACCCAAAGCAAGACUUGAGAGAUUGCCACUUACAAUUUGGAAAGAACAAAAUUUUCCUCACUAACAAACAGAUGGACCAUCUUGAGCACACAAGGGCAAGUGCUCUUAGUUUCUUGAUGGCUAAAGCUCAAGCUUUAUGGCGAUGUUACCUGCAGAGAAAAAUGUAUCUGCAACUAAGGUUUGCCACAGUCAAGAUUCAGGCCAUAUGGAGAACACACCUGGAAGUGAUUCGGUUAAAGCUGGUCAAAAGUGCAGUGGUCAAGAUUCAGACUGUGUGGAGGACACACAGGGAAGUAAAUAAAUUGCGACAGGUAAUAAGUGCAGUGGUCAAGAUUCAGAGUGUGUGGAGGACACACAGGGAAGUAAAUAAAUUGCGACAGGUAAAAAGUGCAGUGGUCAAGAUUCAAACUGUGUGGAGGACACACAUGCAGGUGAAGAGGUUCCGCGUGCUAAAGCAAAGUGUAAGGACGAUUGAAAAAGCUUGGAGAGUGUACAGAUUACACAAGGCUGUGAGAUCAGUGGCUAAUUCAUCCUGCAUCAUCAAAAGAUCUUUAAGGAAGUGGGUGAAUAAGAGAAGGUUGAUAAAGACACAACAGGGCCAUGAGUUGUCUGACCUGGUGAAGAUGGAGGUAACCUCUGAGAAUCUCUCAUGGACACCUGGGCUGGACUUCAAUGGUCAACAUGAGGAUGUGCUGCCUGAGAGUGGGGACAUGACAGACAACAGGAGGCAGGUGCUGUCUGACGAAGAGGUGCAGGAUGAUGAGAGCAUCUGUUCGGAUGACUCAGGGGUCAUCAAAGAUGACUUCCAGUCCCUGUCUGGUGACCCUCUUGUUGAAGUCCCAUCUAAGAAGUUGAGAGUCCAGCUUAGGGCUGACCUUAGGAUGGGGGACGGAAUCAUCACGUGUCGUCAGCUAACCAGACCUGGAUUCAAAUUCAUCACCCGUAGAAGUGUGCUCCAGUAUGGCCACUACGCCCACCACUACCAGCUCCCUCAUGGCCUGCCUGAUGUUUUCACAGAUCUCACAGGGCUGGACUGCCCCUGUACCACAUACCCUAAAGUACCACUGGACCUAACUGCCCAUUAGUGAUACCACAACUGUCCCUGUACCACAUACCCUAAAGUACCACUGGACCUAACUGCCCAUUAGUGAUACCACAUUACAUUUACAUUUUUUUAAUGGAGCAGCCCUGUCCCUCAACCAAACAUUUGACCAGCUUAUACUAAUGACAAUUCUACUGGACUUGUCUCAUUUACUUAAUGAAAUAUGCAUUGGGUGGUUUAGCCCUGGUAAAAAUGUUGUGAUUUUACAGUGACAUAAUAUACAAACUUAAAAGUUUCUCUAUGCAAGGCACUUUUUCACCUUGCCUUUUGCCACUAUUCUGUGUGUAAUUGACUCAGUAAAUAUAUGUAUGUACUUACUAAAAGCCCAGUGUACGUCCCACAGCUGUGGUGAUGUACGUCCCACAGCUGUGAUAAUGUAGAAGGACCUACAGAAGUCCACACUGUAGCCUGUACAAAAUGUGAUGAAGAGAUCUGGAUGUAAACUAGCUGUACAUUACCUCCCCUGUAUAUAACCUGGUGCUAUAUAAUGUCUACCUGUGUGUUGACAUCCAAGUGUGUGUGUGUUGAUCUAUUUAUCACUUGCUGUAUGUUAUACCAGAGACUUAGUUAAUCAGAUGGUUGUGACAUUGCUGAUCUCCCUUACCAUCACAUUCCAUUUAAGACAUCACAACUUGGCUAACUAUUCUUCCUUUUACACUUACAAAACAAGGAAAUAUCAUUGUCUCAUAGAUUUGUAUGUAUGUAUACAUGUGUAAUAUAUAUUAUAUACACACCUGUAAAUACUGUUGAAAAAAGAAAGGAGUUUUUAUUUAUAAAAAUACAAGUGAUAUACUACAUCGUA